AUGGUCUCUGGAAAAUUAAUCAAAUCCCUGGUUUAUGAGAUUCUAGAAGUGGCUGCUUUUUCUAUCCCAACUCUUGUGAUGGCAGAACAGUUUGCCUCAGUCUUCCAACGGACAGAGAACUCCGCAGAGAAGACAUUUUAUUGGCUGGUUGUGGUUGUUUCCAUUGUUUAUGUAGCAUUGGUGACCUUGAUAGUUUGGAUUCCUGUAAAAAUUCUGUUAUACAAAAAGCAUCAUCUGUGCUCCAACAUAAAACAAUGGAGACCUCCUUUGAUGAUGUGUGUAGUACUCACAACACUUCCAUGCUUUGGAUUUUCUAUAGCAGUCACAGAGGUCCAAAAGAAUGCCUCCAAUAUAUCUGCACUACCUGACACCUUACCCGACUUACCAGUAUCAGUGGUUCUGGCUUCCCUAAUUAUUGUGGAUAUAAUUGAAAAAUUGCGGAAAUAUCCUCUCAGAGGAAAACCAAUAAAAAAUGAAGAUUCAAGUAUCCAUAAAACUAAUUUGCAGCAAGUGAAAACCGUGACUGAGCAGGAGAAGCCAAGUGAGGAAAACCACACAGUCCCCCAACCAGCAAACAGGUCUUCCUUUGGCUCUGGAACCUUGAGAGCCAUGUCCCAGCAAGACAAGCGUGCAGAGAUUUUUCUGAGUAGUUUCAUCACGUGGUCUGACACCAUUGAGAUGCUGCGAGUAUCUGGGCACUCUGUGGUGUUUAAGUCAGGGUGGUUAUAUCCUGUUUACAUAUUUACCUAUAUCUCUCUUCUUCGAAUCAUAGUCGCACCACAAAAUAGUCUCGUGGGAUCCUUAGGUGUCUUUUUACAGGAUUUCCCUUUUAUGGUUGUUCGAAUUAGUUUGAUUGCUGAUUUGGGGACAAUCACUCCCAUCAUAGGUCUUUUAAAAAACAUUCUAGUGACCCUUUCUUAUUUUUACUUCAACUACUUAACUGCGUUCACCACCAAUGAAACAACUUCCUUUUAG
Vombatus ursinus (common wombat) is the source of this 975-nucleotide messenger RNA. RefSeq names its product transmembrane protein 236 (gene TMEM236). Bases 1 to 975 code for a protein of 324 amino acids. The record is from RefSeq and is a predicted model, not a curated record. NCBI's taxonomy places the organism in Eukaryota, Metazoa, Chordata, Mammalia, Diprotodontia, Vombatidae. The transcript is spliced from 4 exons.